Brassica rapa (field mustard) is the source of this 1464-nucleotide messenger RNA. Its product is annotated as 1-acyl-sn-glycerol-3-phosphate acyltransferase 3. Gene Ontology annotation, cellular component: endomembrane system. Gene Ontology annotation, molecular function: 1-acylglycerol-3-phosphate O-acyltransferase activity. Lineage: Eukaryota; Viridiplantae; Streptophyta; Magnoliopsida; Brassicales; Brassicaceae. The record is from RefSeq and is a predicted model, not a curated record.
AACUUACAAUGAAUGAUGUUCUUUAAUUUUCAUUUCUAUAAUUCUCCAAACGGAAUCUGAGUAAAAAAGGAAAAAAAAGAUUUGUGUUCUUCUCCAACAAUCUUUAUCUUCUUGUUCUUCUUCUGUUACUUUGUGUUCCUUGUCUCUGUUUCAGACAUGGCGAUUCCUGCGGCUCUUGUCUUUGUCCCUGUUGGUGUCCUUUUUUUGGUCUCAGGCCUCAUCGUCAAUCUCAUUCAGCUCGUGUUCUUCAUCAUCGUUCGUCCAUUCUCAAAAAGCUUAUAUAGAAGAAUCAACAAAAACGUUGUGGAGUUACUUUGGUUGCAGCUUAUAUGGCUGAUUGAUUGGUGGGCUUGUAUAAAGGUAAAUAUAUACGCUGACGCAGAGACUCUACAGUUACUUGGGAAAGAACAUGCACUUGUUUUAUCUAACCAUAGAAGUGACAUUGAUUGGCUUAUUGGAUGGGUCAUGGCUCAGCGUGCAGGUUGUCUUGGAAGCUCUCUAGCUAUCAUGAAAAAAGAAGCCAAGUACCUUCCAAUCAUAGGUUGGUCGAUGUGGUUUUCCGAUUACAUUUUCCUGGAAAGAAGCUGGGAUAAAGAUGAGAAGACCCUCACGGCAGGUUUUAAACGGUUUGAGGACUUUCCUAUGACAUUCUGGUUGGCUCUAUUCGUUGAAGGAACUCGUUUCACUCAAGAGAAGCUUGAAGCUGCUCAAGAAUACGCCUCUAUCAGAAGCUUACCCUCUCCCCGAAAUGUCUUGAUUCCUCGUACAAAGGGAUUUGUAUCGGCGGUGUCUCACAUAAGGUCAUUUGUCCCUGCGGUUUAUGACUGUACCUUAACCGUUCGUAACAAUCAGCCUAAACCAACUCUGCUUAGGAUGUUCAGCGGACAAUCAUCUGAGUUGAAUUUGCAGCUAAGACGUCACAAGAUGAGUGACUUGCCAGAAACUGAUGAUGGUAUUGCUCAAUGGUGCCAAGAUCUAUUUAUCACCAAGGAUGCUCAACUUGAGACAUACUUCACAAAAGACGUGUUCAGCGACUUGGAUGUUCACCAAAUCAACCGGCCAAUCAAACCACUGAUCGUGGUGAUAGUUUGGGUAUGUCUUCUUAUGUACGGUGGUUUCAAGCUGCUUCAAUGGCUCUCUAUGGUGGCCUCUUGGGAGAUCAUUUGUCUGUUUGUGGUCAUCUUGGUAAUUGCAACAAUAACAAUGCAAGUACUUAUUCAAUCUUCUGAGUCACACCGUUCAACUCCUGCCAAGAGACCUCUACAAGAACAGCUUAUUUCUGCAUAGGAGAAGUGAAAUUUCUGUUCUAGCCAGUGUGUUCAUUUGCUCAUGUUUAAUAUCUGUAUGAAUAUAACCAAAAUUACUAUUUGUUUAUGAUUAGUCUUAUAUAUAUUCAAUAUAUAUAUUACAUGAAUUGUUUUUUAUUUUUAUAGGAUAUCAACCAUUUUAUAUGUUUUCAUUUAA